AUGGCACACAAUACACCGCUGCUCACAAAGGAAAAAGGUGAUAAACAUUCCGGCUGUUGAUAUAAGAGUCAAUAAGAUGUUUAUCACUCUCGCGCCUAACGGAAAAUAAACAAUAAUCAGCAAAUGUGUGUUUGCCAGCGCUUUUGUUAUAUGCCUAACGUUUAACAGGGUCACGAGUCCGUAAAAAGGGCCGCGCGCAGAACUUUGUUAGUCACAUUGCUAACGGAUAUUUAGCAGUGAACUUUGGUUGGGAAAUGAAAUCUCUACUUGUUCUCCUGUUUCUCGGAGCGGCAGUCGCCACCCUGGCUGAGGAGCCUUUUGAGGAUGAGGCAGUCGCGGAGUUGUUAGAUGAAGAGGAUGAUGAAACCAUUGCCGAGCUUGCUGAUGAGAAGAAUGACCCCCGUCGUCGUCCCCGUCCAAGCGGCCCUCCGAGGGCUGUAAGAUCUUCAACCUUGUCACCAAUCCUAAACAAACUACUGGGAUUUGCACAAUCAGCUUAAAGUAGCAAACUUAAUUUGUUUAAGACUCCCUUUCACGUCCUUAUAAAAUAGGUGCUGAGGGGAACUUCGGAAGAAUCACGCUCCCUCAACCCGGAAAUUGCGUAUUUUAUCUGGUUAACAUGUUAGAUCGAUAACUCUGUCAAAAAAAUAGACAUAGCCUUUUUUCUGGUGAUUGGCAUCACGGUGAUAAAGAAUGGUAUCAUUAAUAAAAUCCUAGCAAACGGUGUUUUAAUAUAAACGGUAUCGUAUCAUUGAGCCAUUAUUAUAAAACUCGCAUAGUUUAAUUCUUUUCUCUUAAAAAGUGCAAGCUAUAUUUUAAGAAAUGCUUAAAGAAGCCAACUGGUCCUCGUCCCACACGUCCCAUCAAGGUAAGAUCUUCCUUGUCUUUAUUUUGAACCCUUAUACUUUGAUGUCGAGACGUAGUUUUACAGCAAAAGUGUGUAGUCAACUUAUAUUGUUUUUAUACGAUUUGAUGAAAUACAUGGACCAGGUGAGCUCCUUAGUUAUUUUUUUUUCAGCUGGGGUAGGUUGUUAUAUGUUAGAAAGAGUGAUUAA
This is a messenger RNA of Porites lobata, 1055 nucleotides long. The record is from the annotation of a GenBank genome assembly. NCBI's taxonomy places the organism in Eukaryota, Metazoa, Cnidaria, Anthozoa, Scleractinia, Poritidae.